AUGGCUACGCCGAUCCCUACUUUGGAGCACCGAUAUUUCGAGCCGUCUGAGCAGUUGACAGGGGCUGCUAACACCUCCCGAAAGACGAAUCGAUUUAAUGGAAACUACCGAGGAGACCGUAAUUUGUCCACAAAUAAAGGCGCUGAUAUCCCCGAAGAAAAGAAUACUUGUUUGUGGAUUACUGGACUACCUGGACCGAUUACUGUCCCUAAGCUCCUUGCUGCAAUCACCAAGACGGGCAAGGUUCGUUCGACUGUAAUCAACGGCCCUAACGAAACCAGUAGUACCGCUGCGGCAUCUAUUAGCUUCUUCAGACGGGAAGAUGCCGAGGUGCUUUUCAAUGCAAUACAGCAAGGAAGAAUCAUAUUUGAAGGCAGGUUCCCAAGAGUGCAAUGGAACAGAAAUAGGGUUGGAGAAGAGGGUGCUCCUAGCUAUGCUAGCCGUGUGCUUCUAAUUGCCGGAGAUCCACAGGUCGUUAAUCGAGACUACUUGGAUGGGUUUUUCUCAAGCAAGUUCGUGUACGACAUCGAUGAUAUAAUCGAUCACGGCACGGUGUCUGGGUUUGAGGGUCCUAUCAGCCGACUCGAGUACCGUUUUGGAUCGUGGCGUUCACAAGCUUCCUUUGCUCGUCUAGCACUCAAUCUCGAGCUCAGAGGAUUUUUACUAGCGGAAUACGGCGAGGAUCCCUGUGCGGUCUAA
Messenger RNA from Daldinia loculata, 699 nucleotides. RefSeq lists its product as uncharacterized. The record is from RefSeq and is a predicted model, not a curated record. The transcript is spliced from 2 exons. NCBI's taxonomy places the organism in Eukaryota, Fungi, Ascomycota, Sordariomycetes, Xylariales, Hypoxylaceae. The coding region runs from base 1 to 699 and encodes 232 amino acids. Gene Ontology annotation, molecular function: nucleic acid binding.